Molecule: messenger RNA, 1653 nt
Organism: Lineus longissimus
Lineage: Eukaryota; Metazoa; Nemertea; Pilidiophora; Heteronemertea; Lineidae
Product: cyclin-dependent kinase 9-like
Exons: 3
Coding region: 91-1206 (371 amino acids)
Biological process (GO): protein phosphorylation; positive regulation of transcription elongation by RNA polymerase II
Cellular component (GO): nucleus; cyclin/CDK positive transcription elongation factor complex
Molecular function (GO): cyclin binding; ATP binding; RNA polymerase II CTD heptapeptide repeat kinase activity
Source: RefSeq, a predicted model, not a curated record
CACAGAAGUCGUGAUUGUGAAAUUUCACGAUUUUCUUGAUUGUGAAAUUUCACGAUUUUCUUUCUCUCUUUCUCGGUUUUCAUCUAAAUCAUGAGCAAGAUAGAGGAAUGCGAUUUCCCAUAUUGUCGAGAUGUUGGUAUUUACGAGAAGCUCACAAAGAUCGGCCAGGGAACAUUUGGUGAAGUGUUCAAAGCAAGAUGCAAGAGCACCAAGCGACUGGUUGCUCUCAAGAAGGUGUUGAUGGAAAAUGAGAAAGAAGGGUUCCCAAUCACAGCCCUGAGAGAAAUCAAAAUCCUACAACUGUUACGACAUGACAAUGUGGUCGAUCUUCUCGAGAUCUGCCGUACAAAGGCGACACCCUACAAUCGUUACAAGAGUACGUUUUACCUGGUGUUUGAAUUCUGCGAGCAUGAUCUUGCUGGCCUUCUAAGUAACGUGAACGUCAAAUUCAACCUUGGUGAGAUCAAGAAGGUCAUGCAGCAACUCCUGAAUGGACUCUUCUUCAUCCACAGCAACAAAAUACUCCAUCGUGAUAUGAAAGCUGCAAAUAUUUUACUCACGAAACAUGGCGUCUUAAAAUUGGCAGAUUUUGGAUUAGCAAGGGCGUUUUCUCUGAAUAAGGGACAGCCAAAUAGGUAUACUAAUCGUGUUGUGACUCUGUGGUACCGACCGCCAGAGUUGUUGCUUGGAGAGCGGAAUUACGGUCCCGCCAUCGAUCUGUGGGGUGCUGGUUGCAUCAUGGCAGAGAUGUGGACACGCACUCCCAUCAUGCAAGGCAGUACUGAACAACACCAGCUGCAGAUGAUCAGUCAGCUCUGUGGGACCAUCUCGCCUGAAGUCUGGCCUGAUGUUGAAAAACUUGAACUAUACAGCCAGUUGGAGCUGCCGAAGGGUUUGAAACGUAAAGUCAAGGAGCGUUUAAAACCAUACGUACGGGACCAAUAUGCGUUGGACAUGUUGGACAAAUUGCUGACGAUAGAUCCAACGAAACGUAUUGACAGCGAUGAGGCUCUGAACCAUGACUUCUUCUGGACUGAUCCGAUGCCGGGUGAUCUGUCGAGGAUGUUGUCACAGCACACGACGUCCAUGUUUGAGUAUCUAGCGCCACCUAGGAGGCGAGGCGCAAUUCAGCCACAUCCUCCUCAUGGCCCUGGGCCGUCUAAACCUGUGGCAAACCCAGACCAGCAUUUUGAGAGAGUGUUUUAAAUUGUCAUCUCGGCAGGUGAUUUGUUUACCUGGCUAUAGCAAAGGAAUGCCAGGGAUCAAGUAUUCAGGGAACAUGAUUUCUGCUCGUGCAAUGUUCGAUUGUCUUGGAACAUUUAGCUAGAACCGGCAGAAUAUGUUAAACCCAGAGGACUCUGAAAGGUAUCAUUUGUAGGAAUUUGGCAUCUUGUGCAGUCUAAAGGCGUGUGCCGUUCCUUCAUACCAUUUUAUUUAAAUCUGCAUUGUCCUUUUUAUUUGUUACUGACCAGUUCUUGUUGGGGUCAACGCUUCAUAAGUUGAGUACCCAUUGAGGGUAAAGAUAUGGGUCAGGAAGCUAUUCUAAUGCAAGUAACUAGUAUGCAUUUACAACAUAAUCUGAUGGAGUCCUCUGACGAUCCAUAUUAGAUGAUAUCACAAAAGUGAUUGUAUAUUUUUUACCAAUAAAAGCUU